UCUUUUCCUCAUGUCAAUCUUAAACAAACAGAUAUGAAAACAUCACGCACCUACUUCAGGCAUCAGUAUUCAUGCAAGAAGGGAAGCAUCAUUUAAGCAUCAAUGGCGUUGCAGGAGCUGUGUUCGCCUGCAUUUAGCCCUGUGACAGUGUCGUGGAUGUAGAAAUUCUUGGUCCCCUUCCUUUCACUGGAAGGGUGAGAAUUACGUCGGGACAGUUGAAAUUUUAGAACUUUUCAUCUGAGAAUUGGUCUUGUGAGAUUUACUACGAGUCUCCACCUUCCUCCAUUAAAGCCCCCCAAGUUUGUAGCUUUCCUGAGAGCCAAAGUAGCAAUGGCGACUCCGUGAAUCGAAGCAGAGCAGGGUACUGAAUCCAGAAAGCGGCAAUGGCAGCUCCCAACUUCCUCAUCAAUGCUUCCUUGUAGCAUCCCUCGAAAAGCGAAGCUACGCACGGCAAAAGGCGCGUUGCUUUUUUAAUACCCAUCCAAGACACUUGCUUCGUCUUCUUCAGGGCGAGGAAUGGGCCUCAAAAGCCUGCUUCUGCUGUUUAAAUUCGGCCGGAGGAAGAGGAAAGAAGAAGAGCCGCGCCCUCCUUCCGGUGCCGAACCACUGAAAAAACCAGCCUGGAGAUGCUUCUCCCACGAGGAGAUCCACAAAGCCACCAACGGCUUCCACCAAGGCAAUUUGGUGGGGAAGGGAGGGUCCGCGGAGGUGUACAGGGGAGUGCUCGAGGACGGACAGGCGAUUGCGGUCAAGAGGAUAGCCCUUGCGUCGUCGGAGGAGCAAGAAAGGGACUUCUUGACGGAGCUGGGCACCGUCGGUCAUGUUCACCACCCCAACGUCUCACUCCUCGUCGGGUGCUGCAUUGAGCUCGGUUUCUAUCUGAUCUUCGAGUUCGCCUCCAAUGGCUCAGUCUCCUCCAACAUCCACGAUGAGAGCAGUCCUCCAUUGGAGUGGAAGUCGAGGUACGAGAUUGCUCUGGGAAGUGCAAGAGGACUGCAUUACCUGCACAAGGGUUGCCAGAGAAGGAUCAUCCACAGAGACAUCAAGGCCUCCAACAUACUCCUCGAUCAUAAUUUUGAGCCUCAAAUAUCAGACUUCGGGCUCGCGAAAUGGCUUCCGUCGGAGUGGAGCUAUCGCACGGUGAAGCCGAUUGAAGGCACAUUUGGGUGUUUGGCACCGGAGUACUUCAUGUAUGGGAUAGUACAUGAGAAGACUGAUGUCUUUGCGUUUGGGGUGUUCCUCUUGGAGAUCAUAUCGGGAAGGAAGCCGGUCGAUGUCUCUCACAAAAACUUGGUUAGCUGGGCAAAACCUUAUCUAAGAGAUGGCACAAUACGAAUGCUGCUCGAUUCAAGAUUGGAAGAACAUUACGACUACGAGCAGCUACACAAGCUCACUUUUGCAGCCUCCCUUUGCAUCAGGGCAGCACCGGCAUCUCGCCCAUCGAUGACCGAGGUACUGAACAUAAUCGAAGGCAACGAGAUUUUGCAAGAUGAAUUGAAGAUGCUAAGUGAGGACAAGGAGGACGAAGAAGAAUCUUGGGGCUUUGAAGAUUUGGACUACUCGGACGAAGAAUCUGACACCUCGUCUUUGUGGACCGCGAGCUCUCAUUCAUGAUCGCUUGUCUUAAAAUCUAGUCACCAAACUGUACUGGUUAUGUGAAGUAGAACAUAUCUCAUCACUUGUACCGCAUAUAGUUUGUACCUUUGGAAUGCCUAAGCCUUCAUCAACA
Molecule: messenger RNA, 1729 nt
Organism: Zingiber officinale
Lineage: Eukaryota; Viridiplantae; Streptophyta; Magnoliopsida; Zingiberales; Zingiberaceae
Product: probable receptor-like serine/threonine-protein kinase At5g57670
Exons: 8
Coding region: 517-1614 (365 amino acids)
Biological process (GO): protein phosphorylation
Molecular function (GO): protein kinase activity; ATP binding
Source: RefSeq, a predicted model, not a curated record